CUUCACUACUCUGGGCCAGUGUUAAAAGGUGUCCUUCCAAGUCAACACUUCCUCCACUACACCAUGUUGGUGACAGCUGAAGCUAUUCUUGUGAGAGACAGGAUCACCAUGGAUCAGCUUAAACUAGCAGAUGAGCUCCUGGACAACUUUUGUAAGUUUAUGCCUGAACUCUGUGGUAAGUCAAUCUGUUAACUUCUUGACCAUUUUGUUACUCAAAGUUGCUCCACUAAAACAAAUGCUAAAAGCAGCCUAGAUUUAACUAGUAUAAAGCCUUGGGCCCCCUUCAGCUUUUCCUAGAGGCCACAGCAUUUAAUGUAGAGAGCCAUGUAUGGAAAAUCCUUUGUUCAUACUACAAGUAUUGGUUUUAUGAAUACACUUGUCUCAAUUAUUUCUAAUCUUUAUGUACAGGAGAAGGGAGUCAGACCCACAAUUUCCAUCUGCUUCGCCACCUCACCUUCUUUGUUCAGUUAUUUGAUCCACUUUGGGUCUACUCAUGCUUUGGAUAUGAAGCUCUUAAUGGCUUUCUGGCGACCAUGAUUUAUGGAAAUCAGCACAUUUCUAGCCAGGUAAUACAAACUUAG
Molecule: messenger RNA, 581 nt
Organism: Porites lobata
Lineage: Eukaryota; Metazoa; Cnidaria; Anthozoa; Scleractinia; Poritidae
Source: the annotation of a GenBank genome assembly